AUCACUGAAUUAUGUUUAUACAUUUUUUAUCAAAACUACUGGCAAGCACGGUUUGUUUUUUGAUAAUUAUACAUUCAUUAUAUCGCUAUAGCAAUACCGACAUGUUCAAGGUCGCAAAUAAUGACGUUACAGUUUCGCGUAGUGAGAUAGGGAUUAAUCGCUCUACUACUGUCAUCGGACACUGUUCUGUUUCCUUUCGCUCUGCAACAAUGACUGCUGACAAAAUAGUAAAGCUCGACCAAUUGUUAAACGGUUACAUUGGCGAUUCCAAAUCCAUCAUUGAUACUAAAAUAUCAAGAUUAAUCGGACCUGGUGAAAACUACGGAAGUCUUCUGUUGAAGGUUGACAUAACCUUAGAAAAUAAAAAGGAUAAUUCUCGAGAGGAACUACACACGGUUGCCAAACUCAUACCGGAAGAUGAAUCACUACAAAAAAAGUUCAAUAUUCAAGUGACUUGUAAAAUGGAGAUUAGUUUCUACGACACAAUCGUGCCGACGCUUCAGCGGUUCCAGAGGGAAAAGGGUGUACAGCAAGUGAUGGACUUAUUCCCCAAGAUGUACGGAGCCAGGAUAAAUUUGAACGGAAGCGACACAGUCGACCAAGAUGCGGUAUUGCUGUUAGAAAAUUUAAUAGAAACAGGUUACAAGAACGUGGAUCGUUUCGAAAGCUUCGACCUGCCGACAGUCAAAGUCGUCCUCAAAGACCUGGCAGUAUUCCACGCCGUUCCCCUAGCCCUGAAACUUUUAGAACCCGAAACUUUUCAGUCCAAAAUUCGACGGUACUUAGUGGACUACCACCCACCGCCACAUGAUCCAGACGGCAAAAAAUUCGCCCAUUCCUACGAAAUAGUUUUCAACAUUUUGGAGGAAGAUGAGGAGUGUAGAUCUCUGGUUCCUCUACUCCGAGAGAAACGCAAACUGAGGCUGGACAUUCACCAAAACGAACCGUGGGCCACAAUGGGCCAUGGUGACUUCUGGAUCAACAACACCAUGGUGAAGUUCGAAGAAGGUAGAUCAAUAGCCAAUAAAAUGGUAGACUUUCAGUUUCCUAGAUACGUCUCGCCGGCCAUAGAUUUGUUCUUCUUGUUGUGGUCUAGCGUGAAAUUGAACGUUCUGGAUGAACACUUUGACAACCUAGUGCGAUUUUACCACGAGAACUUCAUUAAACAACUCGAAGAGCUCCAUUGCGAUACCUCUCCUUUCACUCUAGAACGAUUCCUGGAGGAAUUGAGGUUGGUAGCGGAUACCGAAAUGAUGCACAUCUUGUUUUUCACAAUUUUCAUCAUUUUUGCUAAAAAGAAGGAGUCGGGACAUAAUAAGAUGCCACAUGAAUUAGAACCAGAAGAUGUUAGCGAAAUAGGCAAGGAAAGGAUAAUCCAUUUCAUCAAAGUUUGCAAAAGGAAAGGAUGGUUAUAAUAUAAAAUGUAUUAAUACAUGUUAAACGAAUAUCAAAUAUUAUUAAACCCUUGUCAAUU
Molecule: messenger RNA, 1474 nt
Organism: Anoplophora glabripennis (Asian longhorned beetle)
Lineage: Eukaryota; Metazoa; Arthropoda; Insecta; Coleoptera; Cerambycidae
Exons: 2
Coding region: 12-1415 (467 amino acids)
Source: RefSeq, a predicted model, not a curated record